Molecule: messenger RNA, 3994 nt
Organism: Miniopterus natalensis
Lineage: Eukaryota; Metazoa; Chordata; Mammalia; Chiroptera; Miniopteridae
Gene: IPO4
Product: importin 4
Biological process (GO): protein import into nucleus
Molecular function (GO): small GTPase binding
Source: RefSeq, a predicted model, not a curated record
GAAUUGUGUGAUGGCAUUGUUGCCUUCCCCUAUGCCCUUUGGGCCUCCCUUCCCCAGGGAAGUUCCGGAAAUUAUAAAUCUCUAUUAUAUAAGAAGUAUAUAUUUGAACUUUUUAAGUUGCCUUUAGUUUUGGUCCUGAUUUUUCUUUUUACAAUUAUCAAAAUAAAAUUUAUUAAGAAAAAGGAUCCUGUGGUUGGAGGGUUUGGUCUGGAUAUAGGAACUCGAGCCCUGCUGUUGACAGGCAGUGUCUCUCAGGAAGCCCGCUGCCGCGGAAUGCGCCAACCUCUAGUUCACGGAGCUUGGGAACCUCGGCAGGAGGAACCUACAUCGCCAGGGCGCUGUUUCCGCGGCUCAGCCGCGCUUAGCCCAACGGAAGUGGAGGAGCCGGAGCUCUACUUGCGAAGCGAGCUGUCACCCUGGCGACGGGAGGGUCGCGGAGCAACGCCCUUUCCGCCGGAAGUGGGUUUCAGAGCCUCCACGUGCUGUCCCUCCCACCUCCCGGCCAAGUAACGGCCGCUCCGCUGCUGUCAUGGACCCUGCCGGCCUGGAGCAGAUCCUGCGGGAGCUGCUGCUGCCGGACACCGAGCGCAUCCGCCGGGCCACCGAGCAGCUUCAGACCGCUCUUCGGGACCCGGCCUCGCUGCCCGCGCUCUGCGACCUGCUGGCCUCUGCGGCCGAUCCUCAGAUCCGUCAGUUCGCAGCUGUGCUGACCCGCAGAAGACUGAGCACCCGCUGGCGACGGCUGGCAGCGGAGCACCGGGAGAGCCUCAAGUCCCUGGUCCUGACGACCCUCCAGAGAGAAACAGAGCACAAUGUGAGUCUUAGCCUGGCCCAGCUCUCAGCCACUAUUUUUCGGAAGGAAGGCCUGGAGGCCUGGCCUCAGCUCAUGCAGCUUCUUCAGCACAGUACCCAUAGCCCCCACGGCCCUGAGAGAGAGAUGGGGCUUAUGCUGCUAAGUGUAAUGGUGACCUCCCGGCCUGAGGCCUUCCAACCCCACCACCGGGAGCUUCUUCGGCUUCUGAAUGAGACCCUUGGUGAGGUGGGCUCUCCUGGGCUUCUCUUCUACUCUCUUCGCACUCUGACCACCAUGGCCCCUCACCUCGGCACUGAUGACGUGCCUCUGGCACGGAUGUUAGUGCCCAAGCUCAUCACAGCUGUGCAGACUCUGAUUUCUGUAGAUGAGGCAAAGGCCUGUGAGGCCAUGGAGGCCCUGGAUGAGUUGCUGGAGUCAGAGGUGCCUGUCAUCACCUCCAACCUCUCUGAGAUCCUCACAUUCUGCCUGGGGGUGGCUGGAAACGUGGCCCUGGGUGAUACAGUGCGUGUACGUAUUCUCUGCUGCCUCACUUUUUUGGUCAAAGUGAAGAGCAAGGCCUUACUGAAGAAUCGUCUCCUGCCUGCCUUGCUGCACACCCUUUUCCCCAUUAUGGCUGCUGAGCCCCCCUUGGGCCAGCUGGAUCCUGAGGACCAGGAUUCAGAGGAGGAAGACCUGGAGAUUGGGCUGGUGGGAGAGACACCCAAGCACUUUGCUGUACAGGUUGUGGACAUGCUGGCACUGCAUUUGCCCCCUGAGAAGCUCUUUACCCCGCUGAUGCCCAUGCUGGAAGAGGCCUUGCGGAGUGAGAGCCCAUACCAGCGCAAGGCUGGACUUCUGGUGCUGGCUGUGCUGUCUGAUGGAGCUAGUGACCACAUCAGGCAGAGACUGCUGUCCCCGCUACUGCGGAUUGUGUGUAAGGGCCUGGAGGACCCAUCACAAGUUGUGCGUAAUGCUGCGCUAUUUGCCCUGGGCCAGUUCUCAGAGAACCUACAGCCUCAUAUCAGCAGCUAUUCAGGGGAGGUGAUGCCACUGCUCCUCGCCUACCUGAAGUCAGUGCCUCCUGGGCACACACACCACCUAGCCAGGGCCUGCUAUGCCCUUGAGAAUUUCGUGGAGAACCUAGGGCCUAAAGUGCAGCCCUACCUUCCGGAGCUUAUGGAGUGUAUGCUGCAGCCUCUGAGGAACCCCAGCAGCCCCCGGGCCAAGGAGCUGGCUGUGAGCGCCCUGGGGGCCAUUGCCACGGCUGCCCAGGCCUCCCUGUUGCCCUACUUCCCCACCAUCAUGGAGCACCUGCGGGAAUUCCUGGUGAUAGGCCAUGAGGACCUUCAGCCUUUGCGGAUCCAGAGCCUGGAGACGCUGGGGGUGCUGGCAAGAGCAGUGGGGGAGCCCAUGAGGCCCCUGGCUGAGGAAUGCUGCCAGCUGGGGCUGGGCCUAUGUGACCAGGUAGACGACCCUGACUUACGGCGCUGCACGUACAGCCUGUUUGCAGCCUUAUCGGGGCUGAUGGGUGAGGGCCUGGCACCCUACCUGCCACAAAUCACCACACUCAUGCUGUUGUCACUGCGUUCCACUGAGGGCAUUGUGCCUCAGUAUGACAGCAGCAGCUCCUUCCUUCUGUUUGAUGAUGAGAGCGAUGGGGAGGAAGAGGAGGAGCUCAUGGAUGAGGACGAGGAAGAGGAGGACGACUCAGAGAUUUCAGGGUACAGUGUGGAGAAUGCCUUCUUCGAUGAGAAGGAAGACACCUGUGCUGCCUUGGGGGAGAUUUCUGUGAACACCAGUGUGGCCUUCCUUCCCUACAUGGAGAGUGUUUUUGAAGAAGUAUCCAAACUUCUGGAGUGCCCUCACCUGAAUGUGCGCAAGGCAGCCCAUGAGGCUCUGGGUCAGUUCUGCUGUGCGCUGCACAAGACCUGUCAAAGCUGCCCCUCAGAACCCAACACUGCUGCUCUGCAGGCCACCCUGGCCCAGGUGGUGCCGUCCUACAUGCAGGCAGUAUAUGGGGAGCGGGAGCGCCAAGUGGUGAUGGCCGUGCUGGAGGCCCUGACAGGGGUAUUGCGCAGCUGUGGGACCCUCACACUGCAGCACCCUGGGCGUCUCGCUGAGCUCUGCAACAUGCUUAAGGCCGUGCUGCAGAGGAAGACAGCCUGUCAGGACACUGAGGAGGAGGAGGAGGAUGACGAGGACCAGGCUGAAUAUGAUGCCAUGUUGCUUGAGUACGCUGGUGAGGCCAUUCCUGCCCUGGCAGCUGCAGCUGGGGGAGACACUUUUGCCCCCUUCUUCGCUGGGUUCUUGCCAUUAUUGCUCUGCAAGACGAAACAGGGCUGCACAGUGGCAGAGAAGUCCUUUGCAGUGGGGACACUGGCAGAAUCCAUUCAGAGCCUCGGUGCUGCCUCAGCCCAGUUUGUGUCCCGCCUGCUCCCUGUGCUGCUGAGCGCCGCCCGGGAGGCAGACCCUGAAGUGCGGAGCAAUGCCAUCUUCGGGCUGGGUGUGCUGGCUGAGCACGGGGGCCGCCCUGCCCAGGAGUACUUCUCCAAGCUGGUGGGACUCCUGUUGCCCCUCUUGGCACGGGAGCGCCAUGAUCGUGUCCAUGACAACAUCUGUGGGGCACUUGCCCGCCUACUGAUGGCCAGUCCCACAAGGAAACCAGAGCCCCAGGUGCUGGCUGCUCUGCUGCAUGCCCUGCCACUGAAGGAGGACUUGGAGGAGUGGGUCACCAUAGGGCACCUCUUCAGCUUCCUGUACCAGAGCAGCCCUGACCAGGUUGUAGAUGUGGCUCCUGAGCUCCUGCGCAUCUGCAGCCUCAUUCAGGCUGACGACAAGACCCCACCAGACACCAAGGCCUCACUGCUGCUGCUCCUGACAUUCUUGGCCAAACAGCAUACCGACAGCUUCCAUUCAGCACUGGGCUCACUGCCUGGCGACAAGGCUCAGGAACUCCAGGCCAUCCUGGGCCUCACCUAGUAGACUGUGGGCUGCAGCUGGGCGAGAGAGAACAGCCUGCCUGGGCCCCAAGACCACCUGUCAGCCCAGUUCCACCUCAUGCCUUACCAAAGAUUCUGGAGUCCCAGCCCUGCUUGCUGCCUUAUAGGGCUGUCCCUGGGGCUGGAUCUGCUAUGCUAUGGGACAAUACAAAUGGACCCGUGACAACAUACUGUAAUAAAGGCAGUUCAUUUUCUGCUUAAA